Messenger RNA from Hipposideros armiger (great roundleaf bat), 1211 nucleotides. RefSeq names its product glycoprotein A33 (gene GPA33). The transcript has 7 exons. Bases 41 to 1015 code for a protein of 324 amino acids. The record is from RefSeq and is a predicted model, not a curated record. Gene Ontology annotation, cellular component: plasma membrane. Lineage: Eukaryota; Metazoa; Chordata; Mammalia; Chiroptera; Hipposideridae.
CGGUUCCAGGCUGGGCUUGAGGCAGAACAGAAGCAAGAUCAUGGCAGGGACGCUGUGGCCUGUGCUGUGGACAUUCUGUGCGGUCUGGGUGACUGUCAAUGCCAUCUCUGUGGAAACCCCACAGGAAGUCCUUCGGGCCGCCCGGGGAAAGAGUGUCACCCUUCCGUGCACCUAUCACACUUCUGCCUCCAACCAAGGUGGAUUUAUCCAAUGGGACAAGCUUCUAAGGAGUCACACGGAAAAGGUGUGCAUCUGGGAAUUUUCGACCCGAAACUACGGCUACGGUGACCUUUAUAAGAACCGGGUCAAAAUUUCGGACAACGUUGAGAAGUCAGACGCCUCCAUCACCAUUGACCAGCUGACCAUGGAUGACAAUGGCACCUAUGAGUGCACAGUCACGCUGCCGAGAGACCUGGAGGGCAACUCCAAGUCACGUGUCCGCCUCUUGGUGCUCGUGCCACCCUCCAAACCAGACUGCGGCAUCGAGGGAGAGACGGUGAUUGGGAACAACAUCCAGCUGACCUGCCAAUCAAAGGAGGGCUCCCCAGCCCCUCAGUACAGCUGGAAGAGCUAUGACCUCCUGAACAAGGAGCGGGCAGGCGCUCCAGCCGUGGGGCAGGUCUUGUCUCUGAAGAACAUCUCUACAGACAUGUCAGGUUUCUACAUCUGCACCUCCAGCAACGAAGUGGGGACAGAGUCCUGCAACAUCACGGUGACCGUCAGACCCCCCUCCAUGAACGUGGCCCUGUAUGCGGGCAUCGCGGGUGGCGUGCUGGUGGCCCUCAUCCUCAUUGGCGUCCUUGUCUACUGCUGCUGCUGCCGGGAGAAGAGCGAGGACAAGGACUCCAGGCCGAAUCGGGCUAUCUACCGGGAGCCUUCAGAGCAGGUGAGGGAACAUUCUGGAGGGGAGCCUCUGAGGGAGCUUUCUGGAAGGCGGGACGAGGAGGACAACUACAGGCACGAAGACCUGGAGAGCAAUGGCCGCCAGUCCCCCGAUUACGCUGGCCGACGGUGACCAGGGCCUGCUGCAGGAUAAGGGGACGGGGAGGGGCUUGUUCCGGCCUCCGCACCCCCUCUGCUCCCAGCCCGCUUUCCUGACCCUUCAUCCCAGCACUGACAGUGCUUCCUCGGGAGCGUGGCCAGGCCCGGCUGCGGUGGUCUCCCCGGGGGCUCACCUGCCCCGGCACCCCGCCCCGCUGCCCGCCCCGGGG